Messenger RNA from Diachasma alloeum, 819 nucleotides. RefSeq names its product COMM domain-containing protein 5. The record is from RefSeq and is a predicted model, not a curated record. Lineage: Eukaryota; Metazoa; Arthropoda; Insecta; Hymenoptera; Braconidae. The transcript has 4 exons. Gene Ontology annotation, cellular component: nucleus. The coding region runs from base 117 to 740 and encodes 207 amino acids.
UACUGAGUGGGGACAGUCAGUGAAUGAUUCUUUGUAAACAUCAUCUGUGGAUGUUCACGAAAAUCUGAUCUGGGUACUAAGAGUAGUUCACCAAGAAGACGAAGAAGCAUUUCCUCAUGUCGAGUGACACAGCGAUAUGUUUGACAACCACUUUAGGCAGCAAAGGAAAACAUAUAUCAGAGAUAAAGAAGACGAUCCUACGGCCACUUAUCCAAUUGGCGGUGAAAGCUAUUGAGCAGGAGCAUAUCGAGGAUGGAAUUCUUGACAGAUUAUCCGAAAAGUACAACUUGCCACAGGAAAAAGUCGAUGAGUGGUAUUCGGCAGUACUCACGAUUUUCAGGACUCACCUGCGAUCUGCCAAUAGUCCUAUAAAGACUGCUGAUUUUAAAGAAUGUCUACAAGAAUUGAAAUUUGAGAAUAGUUGCAUUGAAGACUUGUGUGCAGUUUUGUAUGGGCACAAACGACCCGCCCUCAUCCAAGGUCUAACGGAGAGAACUAAAUUUUUCCCAACGUUGAAGUCGUGUCGCUGGAGAAUCGAUAUCACGAUAUCUUCCAGUUACCUCUCACGAGUGCUGGAACCCACAAUUCUGAUGGAGUGGACGCUGAGUACAGGACAGCGAUACAUGUUCGAAUUGAGUAUGGCUAAAUUCCAUUUACUGAGGCAUACAAUCGCGAGUUUGCUCCUAAGAAUGCAAGAACUCGAGAAUACGACUUCAUCAAGAGCCAUUCCACUCAGUUAGUAAUUUCCUACAGACUUUAUACGAUAAAAAAAUUAAUCCUAAAACAAAAUAUAUUUCUAAUAAAAAAAUCACGAAUUAA